This is a messenger RNA of Limanda limanda (common dab), 2424 nucleotides long. RefSeq names its product protocadherin beta-16-like. The record is from RefSeq and is a predicted model, not a curated record. The coding region runs from base 1 to 2424 and encodes 807 amino acids. Gene Ontology annotation, biological process: homophilic cell-cell adhesion. Gene Ontology annotation, cellular component: plasma membrane. The transcript has a single exon. Gene Ontology annotation, molecular function: calcium ion binding. NCBI's taxonomy places the organism in Eukaryota, Metazoa, Chordata, Actinopteri, Pleuronectiformes, Pleuronectidae.
AUGACAUUUCAAACAAUGAGACGGCAAGUACUCUAUUUUGUUACGAUGCUCUGUCUAAGGACAGCCAUCGCACAAGUCAGUUACUCUAUUCCGGAGGAAAUGUCGAUGGGCUCUUUCGUCGGAAAUAUAGCCCAGGAUUUAGGGUUGGAUGUUAAACGACUGAAGAUGGGUAACGCUCAUGUUUAUUCUGGCGAUAGCAGAGAAUACAUCGAGCUGAACAAUGACAGAGGAGUCCUCCUUAUCAAAGAGAGAAUAGACAGAGAGGCGUUGUGCGGCGAUACGACGCCGUGUGCUGUGCAUUUCCAGAUCGUGUUAGAGAACCCUAUGGAAUUCUACAGCGUCACAGUGGAAAUAACAGAUAUUAACGAUAAUGCACCGAACUUUGAAAAAAACGAAAUUAAAUUCGUAAUAAGCGAGUCUACAGUUGUUGGGGCAAAAUUUGACUUGGAGCGAGCAGUGGAUUUGGAUGUUGGCUCGAAUAGUCUUCAAAGUUACGUGCUUAAGCCAACUGAUAAUUUUUUACUGAAGCUGCACAGUCAAGCGGAUGGUACGAAAAAUGUUGAAAUGAUCGUACAAAAACCUCUGGACAGAGAGAAAAACGAUCUGAUAUCUUUGGUGUUGACGGCUGUAGAUGGAGGAGAGCCACAGAUGUCGGGAACAAUGCAAAUUUCAAUCACUGUGUUAGAUGCAAACGACAAUGCUCCCGUUUUUACACGGAAGAUUUACAAAGGAACGGUGGCUGAAAAUGCUGCAAAAGGCACGAUCGUGACCACCGUUAGUGCUUCGGAUGCUGAUCAUGGUUUGAAUGGUAAAAUAAUGUAUUCAAUCACAAACACAUUGGAUGACGUCAGACAUAUGUUUGAAGUAAAUGAGGACAGCGGUGAGGUCAGAUUGAUCGGACGUUUGGAUUAUGAAAAGAAAAGACAUUUUCAGAUCAGUGUACGUGCAAGAGAUAAUGGAGGGCUGACGGAUUCUUGUAAAGUGAUUGUCGAUGUAGUGGAUAUCAAUGACAAUGAACCAACGAUCAAAAUCAUGUCUAAAUCUACUGUUAUAUCAGAGAGUGCAGAACCCAACACAGUUGUCACAAUGAUAAAUAUCCAGGACCCUGACUCGGGUGAAAAUGGUAAAGUUCAGUGUUUUAUAACUGAUAAUAUACCGUUUUUAUUGAAAUCAACUUCGAAUAAUUUCUAUAGCUUAGUGACAGACGGUGAAUUAGACCGAGAGAGAUCCUCUGACUUUAAUGUCACAGUGAUCUGCUCUGAUGAGGGCGUGCCCUCCCUCUCCAGCAGCGUCACUCUCACCUUACAGAUCUCUGACGUGAAUGACAACGCACCUGUCUUUGAGAGGAGCUCAUAUGAGGCCUACAUUGUAGAAAACAACACACCAGGUCUCUCUGUAUUCACAGUGAAAGCCAGAGACGCUGACUGGAACCAGAAUGCCCGUGUUUCUUACAUACUGGAGGACUCCUCUGUUAACGGAGUGCCAGUCUCCUCAUAUGUGUCCGUUAGUGCUGAUAGUGGAGUCAUCCAUGCAGUGCGCUCUUUUGACUACGAGCAGAUCAAAGAUUUUCACUUCCGAGUCAAAGCUCAGGAUGGAGGCUCUCCUCCACUCAGUAGUAACGUGACUGUGAAAAUACUGAUCCAGGACCAGAACGACAACCCCCCUCAGGUUCUGUACCCAGUCCAGACUGGUGGCUCUCUGGUGGCUGAACUGGUGCCUCGUUCAGCAGAUGUGGGCUAUCUGGUCUCUAAAGUGGUGGCUGUGGAUGUGGACUCUGGACAGAAUGCCUGGCUCUCCUAUAAACUGCAGAAAGCCACAGACAGGGCGCUGUUUGAAGUGGGCUCACAGAAUGGAGAAAUAAGAACUAUCCGCCAGGUCACUGAUAAAGACGCAGUGAAACAAAAACUGAGUGUUAUAGUGGAGGACAACGGGCAGCCCUCUCGUUCAGCUACAGUCGUUGUUAACGUGGCGGUGGCGGACAGCUUCCCGGAAGUGCUGUCGGAGUUCACUGACUUUACGCACGACAAGGAGUACAACGACAACCUGACUUUUUACUUGGUGUUGGCUCUGGCUGUAGUUUCCUUCCUCUUCAUCACGUGUGUAGUGGUUAUUAUCUCAGUGAAAAUCUACAGAUGGAGACAAUCUCGCGUCCUGUAUCACUCCAACCUCCCUGUGAUUCCAUAUUAUCCACCACGUUACUCAGACACUUUGGGGACAGGGACUCUCCAACACGUGUACAAUUACGAGGUGUGCAGGACGACUGACUCCAGAAAGAGUGACUGUAAGUUCAGCGGAGCUGGUAGUCAGAACGUGCUGAUAAUGGACCCCAGUGCUACAGGGACGAUGCAGCGGAUACAGAGUGAAAAGAGCAUCCUGGAUGAACCAGACUCUCCUCUAGAGGUUGGUUUCUUGCGGUCAAUUUGA